AUGAGCGUCACCAGCACGUAUCACUUUGUCAACUCGCCUGCAGACCCCCCUAUCCCCGCCCUUCCACCCAUUCACCCUUCCUCUUUUCCCCACCUCCCCUACGGCGUUCAAGUGGCCAAGGGCGAGGUGUUUGGGCGCAUAGACGUGUUUCGCAGCAUGCAGGCGCGCGUGGAUGGCAUGAGUGUCACCGCCACCUACCGCUUUGUCAACUUGCCGCCGCACGGCGAGGUGUUUGGGCGCAUAGACGUGUUUCGCAGCAUACAAGCGCGGGUGGAUGGCAUGAGUGGCGAGGUGUUUGGGCGCAUAGACGUGUUUCGCAGCAUGCAAGCACGGGUGGAUGGCAUGAGUGUCACCGCCACCUACCGCUUUGUCAACUCGCCCGGGGCUAUCCGCAUCGGGGAGAGCGGGUACGGACCGGAGCUGGUGCGAUCGAAUAUAGUGAUCUCGAAUAAUGAAGCAUACGGAGUCGAUACACCCAUUGUGAUGCACUGGGGCGCCGUGGGUGUAGCCGUGAUCAACAAUUUCGUGCAUGACUUUGGGUUUGCGGGCAUCCGGUGCGGCGCGGACGUGCACUUUGCAGGCGACUGCAUGCUGAGCAACAUUUCCAAUAACAUCGUUUACAACUGGCGGCGGAAUUCGUCAGGGGAUGCGGAUUCGGCAGGGAUCUACUUCUGCACGCACUGGUUCAGCCCUGGGAAUGUUGCAGAGUGCAACUACGUGGCAGGGGGCGAUCACUGCUACUACCUGGACUAUGUGACGUCUGGUGUAGUGAUCCGUGGGGGUGCGUGCAUCAACACGUACGAUGGCAUCAAAGUCAACAAUGGGAAGCUCAACGUGAUAAAGCAUGUGAUUCUGAAGAACGUGGAGGGCAUGCCGGGGUGGUGCACGUGCUUCACACCCACCGUCAACAACUGCCGCAAGGACCCCGGCACAUACUGGGAGGCCAUGCGGCUCAAAUACUAUGACACGGAGCUCUUUCGCUCG
Messenger RNA from Closterium sp. Naga37s-1, 984 nucleotides. NCBI's taxonomy places the organism in Eukaryota, Viridiplantae, Streptophyta, Zygnematophyceae, Desmidiales, Closteriaceae. The record is from the annotation of a GenBank genome assembly.